Molecule: messenger RNA, 1158 nt
Organism: Melanotaenia boesemani (Boeseman's rainbowfish)
Lineage: Eukaryota; Metazoa; Chordata; Actinopteri; Atheriniformes; Melanotaeniidae
Exons: 3
Coding region: 166-942 (258 amino acids)
Source: RefSeq, a predicted model, not a curated record
CAGCAAUUCACUGCCACUAGGACCACGACCGCUGCAGCAGCCCCACAGCAGUCCUUCCUGUCUCCAACGUCAGCUCUUAGAGCUGAGGUUCUCUGGUGCCUGAACACCGCAGCCAACCAUCACUCCUACAAUUCAAAUGACGGUAUUGGGGAACUAUUCAAAAAUAUGUUCACUGACUCCGAUAUUGCCAAAAGUUUCACAUGUGGCAAGGAUAAGACUGCUUACGUCAUUGGAUUCGGCAUUGCGCCACAUUUUAAAAAGGUGCUUAUCAAAAGCGUCAAUGAUGCAGGGCCAUAUGUACUCAUGUUCGACGAGUCUAUGAACCAGUCGCUAAAGCAAAAGCAACUGGAUAUUCACAUACGCUUCUGGAAAGAUGACCGUGUGAUGUCUUCAUACUUUGGGUCACAGUUCCUGGGGCACGCAAGGGCUGAGGACUUGCUGCAAAACAUCAAAGAAUGUAUUGUACAGCUCAACUUGAGACACCUACUGUCUGUCAGUAUGGACGGCCCGAAUGUCAAUUUCAAAAUGCUGGAACUCCUUCAGAAUGAGUUUCAUGGGGAUGCACAACUCAUUAGUGUUGGCAGCUGUGGCUUGCACACCCUCCACAAUGCCAUGAAGGCAGGAUUCACAACAUGGCAUGUAGACAAGCUGUUGAGAGCCAUGCAUUACAUCUUCCACAAUGUUCCUGCUCGUAGAGAAGAUUACACCAGCACCACAGGAUCUUCUACCUUUCCCCGAUCUUUCUGUGGCCACAGAUGGGUGGAAAAUGUCCCUGUGGCUGAGAGAGCUGUCGACAUCUGGCCCAUGCUUUUAACAUACAUUGAUGCCGUUGAGAAGAAAAAAGUGCCAAACCCCCACACGGCCUCAUAUGACACCCUUCUGGCAGCACGUGCUGAUGAUUUUAUAAUACCAAAACUCCAGUUCUUCUUGUCAGUUGCAUGAAGCUUCAACCCAUUCAUGACCAAAUACCAGACCGACGAGCCUGUGCUACCCUUUUUGGCUAAAGAUCUAACAGAACUCCUGAUGGGUUUUCUGCGGCGAUUUGUUAAACGGGAACUUUUACAGGACCGUAGCUCGCUGCAGCUCCUCAAAAUCCAGGUGUCAGAGGAGAAGAACUGGGUCUCUCUUAAAAAUGUGGACAUCGGCCUGGGUGCUGAA